Messenger RNA from Microthlaspi erraticum, 510 nucleotides. NCBI's taxonomy places the organism in Eukaryota, Viridiplantae, Streptophyta, Magnoliopsida, Brassicales, Brassicaceae. The record is from the annotation of a GenBank genome assembly.
AUGCAAGGAGUUAUAGUUAUUCUUGUUUUCUCCGGUUUAUUCGCGGUUCAGACUACGUUAGCAGCACAACAUAUGAUCGGUGGGAGUCAAGGCUGGGAAGAAUCCGUUGACUUUAACUCUUGGACUGCCGAUAAAUCUUUCAAAGUCGGCGACCAAUUGGUUUUUAAGUAUUCAGCAUUACACAGCGUUGUGGAGCUGGGAAGCGAAACGGCAUACAAGAGUUGUGACCUGGGAACACCGGUUAAUUCCUUGAGCUCCGGAAACGACGUCGUCAAGCUGUCCAAAACCGGUACUCGUUACUUCGCAUGUGGGACCGCUGGGCAUUGCGAACAAGGCAUGAAGGUCAAAGUCAACGUUGUCUCUUCCGACUCCACAACCGUUUCCUCUCCGGGUUCGGAUUCAGGCUCCGACUCGGAUACGGAUACGAAAUCCAGUCAUGGAUUACGUGCUUCCAUUGGAUAUGUUUUGGCUGUUGGAUCGUUGGUUGUUGGUCUUAUAUGGGCUUUCUGA